This is a messenger RNA of Lemur catta (Ring-tailed lemur), 2139 nucleotides long. RefSeq names its product NIPA like domain containing 1 (gene NIPAL1). Gene Ontology annotation, biological process: magnesium ion transport. The transcript has 6 exons. The record is from RefSeq and is a predicted model, not a curated record. NCBI's taxonomy places the organism in Eukaryota, Metazoa, Chordata, Mammalia, Primates, Lemuridae. Gene Ontology annotation, molecular function: magnesium ion transmembrane transporter activity. Bases 70 to 1311 code for a protein of 413 amino acids. Gene Ontology annotation, cellular component: membrane.
CGCCGCCUGAGCGCAGGUGCCGGGGGAGGCGCUGCCCGGGCGGGUGAGCCCGGGAGCCGGGUCCGGGCCAUGGGGGCGCAGGUGAGGCUGCCGCCCGGGGAGCCCUGCCGGGAAGGCUAUGUGCUGUCUCUGGUCUGUCCGAACUCCUCCCAGGCAUGGUGUGAGAUCACAAAUGUGUCCCAGCUGCUGGCUUCCCCUGUCCUCUACACUGGCCUGGAUUCCAGCACUACCAACUUGAGCAUUUCAACAAAUGCAGAAAACAAAUACAGUCUUUAUGUGGGCUUAGUACUGGCAGUAAGUUCCAGUAUUUUUAUUGGCUCCAGCUUCAUACUGAAAAAGAAGGGCCUCUUGCAACUGGCCGAAAAGGGCUUUACUAGAGCUGGACAUGGUGGACAUUCUUAUCUGAAGGAAUGGCUCUGGUGGGCAGGAUUACUGUCAAUGGGGGCAGGAGAGGCUGUGAAUUUCGCUGCGUAUGCUUUCGCACCCGCCACCUUGGUCACCCCCCUGGGUGCGCUGAGUGUUCUCAUAAGUGCAAUACUGUCUUCUUAUUUUUUAAAUGAGCACUUGAACAUUCAUGGGAAAAUUGGCUGCAUAUUAAGUAUAUUGGGGUCAACUGUGAUGGUCAUCCAUGCCCCGCAGGAAGAGGAAGUCACGUCUUUGCAUGAAAUGGAAAUGAAAUUGAGAGGCCCAGGAUUUAUUUCCUUUGCUGUGAUCGUAAUUGUGAUCUCCUUGGUGCUGAUUUUGAUUGUGGCUCCCAAGAAAGGAGAGACCAAUAUAUUGGUCUACAUUUCAAUCUGUUCUUUGAUUGGAGCAUUUUCAGUUUCUUCUGUCAAAGGCCUGGGGAUUGCCAUUAAGGAACUAUUGGAAUGGAAGCCGGUUUACAAGCAUCCCCUGGUCUUUGUUUUGCUGGCUGUUCUUGUGCUUUCAGUGACUACGCAGAUUAACUAUCUCAACAAGGCACUGGACACCUUCAAUACGUCUCUCGUGACCCCCAUCUACUACGUGUUCUUCACAUCCAUGGUCGUGACCUGCUCCGCCAUCUUGUUCCAAGAGUGGUACAGUAUGGACGCUGGAGACAUCAUUGGAACCCUGAGUGGGUUCUUCACUAUUAUCAAUGGCAUCUUCCUUCUCCAUGCUUUCAAAAAUACUGACAUUACCUGGAGCGAGCUGACAGCCACAGCUAAGAAAGAAGUCCUCUCUCGGAAUGGCAAUGAGAACAAUUACGUUUUACUAGAGAACAUGGAGUGUUCAACCCCCGGAAACAAUGAUGACAUUACCUUGUUUAGCAGAACUGAUGAUCAAAGUCUCUAGAAACCCUGAACUUUAACCAAUACGAGACACUCGGAGAGGAGAAAGAAUACUUGCUUUAUGGAAGAACUGCUAGGGAAGUUAGCAUUUUUAAAGUUCUGGCUAAUAAUUUAGAUUGUGAGGCCAAGUAAAAAUGCCUUCAUUGUGGCCAUCAAAUUUGAAAAUCAAGUUUUGAUUGUCCUCUAGAAGACAUCUGCUUCUUGUCAUUUCUGCAAACUUUGAAAUAUUCCCUAACCCCCCCAAAAGUCAAAGAGUUAUGUGUGUCUCAGAAUAAUCUUUCUUCUGGCCACAAUAUAUUUGACUCUGCCAUGUGGCUCUUCAUUUCUUUGGUGGCUGUUCUUAGACUCAUGGUAAUUCAUAGACAUAGAUAAGGUUAACAGUGUUCUGAUAAGCAGACUAUCAGUCACCAUUCUCUGAGUCAUAAUUUCAAAUUAUUAGAACUGGGAAGUGAGAUCACUGGUGCUUUAUCCUCCCUUCCACAGCUUCCUUCUUUUAAAACUAGAUAACUAAGGGGUAAAGUGUUGAAGAAAAAAACAGGCCUGCUUUGGAAAUCUAUUCCUUAGUGGGCCAGAAUACACGAGACACACCUACCCAUGAAGAGCUUAUGAACUGCAAUUUAUUGACAUAGCAUAGGAGUUUAUUACCAAUUAAAAAAGGGAGAAUGGAGGAAGGAGAAAAACGCUUUGGACCUCAGGUAAAGGAAACAAUUUUUUUUUCCUUUUCACAAACACACAAAUGAUUGUGUUCUCAGGUUCGUUUAACUCAGACCUGGAUGACAUAAGACAAAAUGGAGUUUCUGGAGAAGUCCAAAUAAAUUCAGCUUUGGAGGUA